CAAUUACUCUUUCAAUUCACUUGAAAUGGCUGCUGCCUUGGACGUUCGCGCACUCCUCGACGUCUACCCCGAGGCUAAUCAUUUCACAUGCGUGGGAACAACAAAGAAAGGUCUUCGAUGCGGCAACUCUUUCAUCGAGCACGCUUAUCUAGAUGAAGCUAGUGAGAUCCUGGACGAGCUACCUGCUGUCAUAACAUCUCCCAGACGUUCCGCCGAACUUCUUCUUAAGCUUAGACGACUUGCCUAUCUUACCCUCUGUCCACUAUGGCAUCAAUCGAAACUUCCUCAAGUCGAACCUGUUGCUAACAGAUGGAGUGCUAUUAUACGGAGCGCUGGCACAUUGAUGAGACCACCAUAUGCUCCUCUUACCCCUCCAGCGACGCCUAUGCUCAUCACGAGGCAACUCACCAAUUAUUCAAGAACGAAUUUCCCGGCAUCCACAGUUCUAACACCUGCAAGGUCCCCUCUUCCUGUCACUAGACAAGGUUCUGGACACUCAACAGCUUAUCCUUCACCGCCGCCAACGCCUCCUCGAUUCGAGCAAGCCAUGGCUCCUCGCAAUACCACAUCCUCUAGCAAUCAUCAAACAAGGACGCACACAUCAAGAGCAGGAAGGAAUGUUAACAUUAGCUUUAACAUCAAUGUAGACUCGAACCAAAAUAUCGUAGAACAUGGAAGGCAUACACACGGCAAUACUCCUCCUUCACCCACAGCCUCGACGGUCAGCAGCAGAUCAAGCCGAGCAUCCAAUUCUCGAUCCAGUUCUUCGUCCUCUUCAGACGAUCAUCGGUCUAUAGAUGCUUCCCAAGCACAAGCACACGCCCACAGGCCACGAGCCUCAAGAUCUUCCAAUCGUUCCCUCAAUCCAAGCUCGCCUGCUCCAAGUACGAUCUCCAAUCUCUCAUCUCCAAGAAGUCUUGUCCGAUCCCGUUCUUCCGGCUCAGGAGAAUCUUCUCUGCCAGCAUCCGACGACCUUGACGACUCUGACUUCCAGCCCAACUCCUCCGACAGCGACUCCGACUCUGACUUUAGACCUGGUGGAGCUACUGCACAUGUCCGCACUCCCGCCUCCUCCAGCCGAUCUUCCGCCAUCACUUCCCCCAGAUCAGCCUCCCAAGCCCGCUCGGGAGCUCCUAGUCCUUCCAGCGCCGCUUCAGCAGCUUCCGUAUCAGUAAGGAGAAGACCGAUAACAGCCGAUACUUUUUGUUAUGUAUGCUAUGACCCCAUUGUCAGGGAUGCGGAUGCAGCAUGGUGUCAUGGCUCUUGUGGACAGAAUGUCUGCUUGGUUUGCUAUGCGACUUGGAUCAUGACGCAGACUACUGCUGGAGAACAGAUUACUUGUGGAUUUUGUCGUGCGCCUUGGGUGUUUUGAUAUCCUGUCCUGACUUCGAGAAAUGUUUUCAUUGUCCAUUCUGUUCGAUAUCUUGCAGCAUACGAUCCCUACCUCUUGCUUACUGCGGAUACUUUUGCAUUGUUGUUCUUUUUCUUUUUCUCGUCUUGGAGGUUUGAUUUUGGUUUCCUUUGGUACCUUCACUUACUUGUGUUUCGGGAAGAAAGGCUUGUCAUCUUAUUUGAUAGAGAGUUCUUGCGUGGAUUUUAAGAUCGAUUAGCCAUUUCUCAAAUUCAAAGCUUC
This is a messenger RNA of Mollisia scopiformis, 1633 nucleotides long. RefSeq lists its product as uncharacterized. The record is from RefSeq and is a predicted model, not a curated record. Lineage: Eukaryota; Fungi; Ascomycota; Leotiomycetes; Helotiales; Mollisiaceae. Bases 26 to 1372 code for a protein of 448 amino acids. The transcript is spliced from 2 exons.